AAUUUGACGUGACGUGACUUGACGUGACUGUACUUGUCGAAAGCGGUUGUCAGCAAGCAGCAUCAUGGUAGGUCGUUGUUCUUGUUUAUGUGUUAUGCAUUGUGAUGGUGACUUAAGCUGCUUGCUUAGUUGGUUGAUGUAGGUGGUCGUGUAUGUGUUGAUGGUAUGUAGUGUGAUGUAUUACCGACAUUGACUGGUAUUUGGCUAGCCUGGUAGUGACGACGAGGGAGGAGGAGGAGGCUGUGUUGUUAGCUAGAAUGUGAGGCAGGACUGAUUUACUUGCAGGUGAGAUGAGGUUCGACCUACAAUACGACGUGUUGUAGUAUCGGUUGUUGUGGCUAAUUAUUCGAUUGGUAAUAAUCUGGAUUAGUGUGAGUUGUGGCUGUCUGUCGAGUAGGCGAAGAUAGGAGGUGAAAUGUUAUCAGAUUAGGCGGGGGACUGGUUGUAUGCGUGUAUUAUCACGAGAAGUUGUAUGAGACAAUAUGUGAGAUUCGUUUUGGUAGUGUUUGAAGUUGUAAUCUGUUGUAAUUUUCUCCUUGGAGUAAGUUAAUCACAGCUUGUUUAUUUGUUUGUUUUUCAGCGUGAAUGUAUCAGUCUUCAUGUUGGUCAAGCGGGUGUCCAGAUGGGCGAUUCGUGUUGGGAGUUGUACUGUCUGGAGCACGGGAUUGAGCCAGAUGGGCGAGUGCUGGUUGACUCGACAAUUUCGACGAGUGGAAGUGGAAAUGACGCAUUCGGUACAUUCUUCAGUGAGACGGGUUCCGGUCAGUAUGUUCCACGCGCAGUGUUUGUGGAUCUUGAACCGACGGUGGUUGAUGGUUUACGCCAUGGGAAGUACAAGCAGUUAUUCCACCCGGAGCAGAUGAUUACUGGUCGGGAGGAUGCGGCGAAUAACUAUGCGCGUGGGCACUACACGGUGGGCAAGGAGCUGGUGGACGAAGUGUUGGAUCGGAUACGGAAGCUGUCGGAGAGAUGCACUGGUCUUCAAGGCUUUCUUAUAUUCCAUUCGUUUGGAGGUGGUACUGGUUCAGGUUUCACAUCGUUACUGAUGGAACGGCUGUCGGUGGACUUCGCGAAGAAGGCGAAACUGGAGUUCGCAGUAUAUCCCGCUCCACACAUCUCUACAGCCGUUGUUGAGCCGUAUAACUCAGUCCUGACGACUCAUACGACGUUGGAGCACUCAGAUUGUGCUUUCAUGGUGGACAACGAGGCGAUUUACGAGAUAUGCCGUCGAAAUCUGACCAUUGAUCGACCAUCAUACACGAACUUGAAUCGUCUGAUUGGCCAAGUUGUGAGCUCGAUAACAGCUUCACUUCGAUUCAGUGGCGCAUUGAAUGUGGAUUUGAACGAGUUCCAGACGAACCUUGUACCUUAUCCUCGUAUUCAUUUCCCGUUGACGACAUAUGCACCGAUCAUCUCAGCUGAGAAGGCAUUCCACGAGCAGCUGAGUGUCUCAGAGAUCACGAACUCGUGCUUUGAGCCAGUGAAUCAGAUGGUGAAGUGUGAUCCACGGAAUGGGAAGUAUAUGGCGUGUUGCUUGUUGUAUCGUGGUGACGUUGUUCCAAAGGAUGUGAAUUCAGCGAUAGCGAGUAUCAAGACCCGGAAGUGUAUUCAAUUUGUGGAUUGGUGCCCUACAGGUUUCAAGGUGGGCAUCAAUUAUCAGCCGCCUACGGUUGUUCCUGGUGGUGAUUUGGCCAAGGUGAAACGUGCUGUCUGUAUGUUGAGCAAUACAACGGCGAUAUCUGAAGCGUGGUCACGUUUGAACCGGAAAUUCGAUUUGAUGUAUUCGAAACGGGCUUUCGUGCACUGGUAUGUUGGUGAAGGUAUGGAGGAGGGUGAAUUUUCGGAGGCGCGAGAAGAUUUGGCUGCUCUGGAGCGAGAUUACGAAGAAGUGGCCAGUGAGACGAAUGUGGACGGGCAAUCAGACGACGGUUAUUGAUGUAACAUAAGUAAAUUUGGUUAUUUGGAUUGUAAUGUAAUUGAUCAGAGUUUUCUUUUGUACUUAUAAACAAACUUAUUAAACAACGAGCAUGUCUUUACUUGUUUUGCUUUGCGUAUUGUGUUUUGGUUAGUCGUAUAUAUAGUGGAUUGUAGUUGAUUGUGGUAGGCAGGACUUAGUAGGACCGUUGUAUCGGGUGUGAAAUGUGCGUUCGUGUAAGUGUCCGCGUGAUAAUGAUUGUCUCGCCUGAGCUGGAGUAUGAUUUUGAAUUGAGAUGUGUUAGGGUUUGUGUUGCUGUUUAUCCGUUCUAGAACCAACUCGUAAUCGAUUGAAGUGGUUGG
This is a messenger RNA of Trichobilharzia regenti, 2277 nucleotides long. The record is from the annotation of a GenBank genome assembly. NCBI's taxonomy places the organism in Eukaryota, Metazoa, Platyhelminthes, Trematoda, Strigeidida, Schistosomatidae.